GAUGCCUCUGUAGAAAGAACAACAUCUGAAAUGUUGCACACCUCCCUGCCCUCACCUGAGAUGGCGGCUUUUCGGGCGCUCUAGCCCCCUUCCCUCGGACGCCAGGAGGGGGCGCGGCCUCGAGUCAGUCGGGCUCUGAGGUGGUUGAGGUGUGUGGCGCUGUGGACGGAGCCUAGGCACUUAGUGGUUCUGGGACGCGAAGGGCUGGGUUCUUGCGCUCCUUAUCUCCUUGCGUGUGUUUCCCAGCGGCUCUCCUAGCCUAACGCCUGGCCUCGCGGUCACCUCGUUCAGAGCCGCUCCCGGGUCCGGCUCCUGGCGGACGACUGUAACCGCGCUUCGGGCCGGACGAUGCCCAAGAAGCUGCUCCUGCUGCCCCCGCUGACCCCAUACUCGGCCUUCCGCGCCCCGCGAGCCCAUCCCGCAGCCCCGCCAGCCAUGAACGCCGCUCGCACUGGCUACCGUGUUUUCUCGGCCAACUCCACGGCCGCCUGCACGGAGCUGGCCAAGCGCAUCACCGAGCGUCUUGGUGCUGAUUUGGGGAAGUCUGUUGUAUACCAAGAGACCAAUGGAGAAACAAGAGUUGAAAUAAAAGAAUCUGUUCGUGGCCAAGAUAUUUUCAUUAUACAGACAAUACCCCGAGAUGUGAAUACAGCUGUGAUGGAGCUACUGAUUAUGGCUUAUGCACUGAAGACUUCUUGUGCCAGGAACAUCAUUGGCGUCAUCCCCUAUUUCCCCUAUAGCAAGCAAAGCAAGAUGAGAAAGAGGGGCUCCAUUGUGUGCAAGCUCCUGGCAUCCAUGCUGGCAAAGGCAGGUUUAACUCACAUUAUCACAAUGGAUCUUCACCAAAAGGAAAUACAAGGCUUUUUCAGCUUCCCCGUGGACAACCUUAGAGCCUCACCUUUCCUGCUUCAGUACAUCCAGGAAGAAAUUCCAAAUUACAGAAAUGCAGUCAUUGUAGCUAAGUCUCCUGAUGCUGCAAAAAGGGCUCAGUCAUAUGCUGAGAGGCUGCGUUUGGGGUUGGCUGUGAUCCACGGAGAAGCUCAGUGCACAGAGCUGGACAUGGAUGAUGGGCGUCAUUCUCCCCCAAUGGUCAAAAAUGCUACUGUGCACCCGGGCCUGGAGUUGCCAUUGAUGAUGGCCAAAGAGAAGCCACCGAUAACUGUGGUUGGAGAUGUGGGAGGACGCAUCGCAAUCAUAGUGGAUGACAUUAUUGAUGAUGUUGAGAGUUUUGUUGCUGCUGCGGAGAUCCUGAAAGAGAGAGGUGCUUACAAGAUCUAUGUUAUGGCUACUCAUGGCAUCCUGUCUGCAGAGGCCCCCCGCCUGAUCGAGGAGUCCUCCAUUGAUGAGGUGGUGGUGACGAAUACUGUCCCUCAUGAGAUCCAGAAGCUUCAGUGUCCCAAGAUAAAGACUGUGGAUAUCAGUUUGAUUCUUUCUGAAGCAAUCCGGAGAAUCCACAAUGGAGAGUCCAUGGCUUAUCUUUUCCGAAACAUCACAGUGGAUGACUAAGUUGCUUUCACCCUAGCACUCUGAAGGAAAAUGUGUACAAAGCAGUGCCAUCAGCCACACACACAGCGUUUCUUUGCAGGGAAGGACAGGAAGUCGUGUGAAGCUAGAGAUUGCCAAGAUUGGUGGGGAGGGGGCAUUCAGGUAGUAAAGAAGACCAAGCUAGUGAUAAACAACAUGGCCUUAAAUGUCCCCCAUCGCCAACCCUCUUCCUUCUGCAGAAAUUACAGACACACUCCUCAAAAAAAUCUGAAAAUUGUUAUAUCGAAGAGGAGUUAAAAGCAGAUAAAGUGUUAACUCUAUGAUGUUCAUUCAUUCAUUUCAGCUCCAGAGAAUGCAGAUGUGAUAUUGAACUUGGUUGGGGAGCUGAGUGACCCUGCCACUGUUUCUCUCCAGUUGUCCUCUCCCUAGUCAAGCUCAUAUAAGUCUUUUGUAGAGAAUCCUAUUUUUCUUCCAGAAACUGCCAUGCCUACUGCCAUGGAACGGUGAAGCAUUUGUGUCCUUGUUCCUUGCGGGGUUAUCACAGUGCAGCCCAUCCCUGGGUGUCUGUAUCACUCUGAAGUUGCAAAUAAAAGAAUUUGUUGUCUCCUGGGUCCCCACUACACUGCAGAGUCCCUGCUAGGCAGAUGGACUAACUCUUACCCACAUUGUGCAAAACACAGUGGACACAAAGGAAAAUAAAGGCUUGCCAGAGUCCAUGGUAGAGAGAGACCCCAGGCAUAAAUCUAAUGUACAUUCCAUCCUGUUCCUAAGCACUAAAGUUAAAUCCUUGUUAAAGUCCAAAUUAAAAGAAAAAAGAACCAA
Molecule: messenger RNA, 2307 nt
Organism: Heterocephalus glaber (naked mole-rat)
Lineage: Eukaryota; Metazoa; Chordata; Mammalia; Rodentia; Bathyergidae
Gene: Prpsap1
Product: phosphoribosyl pyrophosphate synthetase associated protein 1
Biological process (GO): purine nucleotide biosynthetic process; 5-phosphoribose 1-diphosphate biosynthetic process
Cellular component (GO): ribose phosphate diphosphokinase complex; cytoplasm
Molecular function (GO): magnesium ion binding; ATP binding; ribose phosphate diphosphokinase activity
Source: RefSeq, a predicted model, not a curated record